Molecule: messenger RNA, 1635 nt
Organism: Pomacea canaliculata
Lineage: Eukaryota; Metazoa; Mollusca; Gastropoda; Architaenioglossa; Ampullariidae
Exons: 7
Coding region: 16-1635 (539 amino acids)
Molecular function (GO): RNA binding
Source: RefSeq, a predicted model, not a curated record
GAGGGUGGGGAUGGGAUGAGGGCGGGGCUGGAGUGUGGCUCAAGUUGUGCAGUGCAGUACGUGACUUAUCACGCGACUUACAGCACAAGACAUGGACUCCCAGAGGUUUGUGAAUCUUGUCUUCAUGGAGAACACGCCAUCAGGCUGAAGGAAGGGAGACAAUCAGACGAGUCUGAGUUGCUGGCCAUGGAGGAACAGACUCCAGUCAAAGAGGAUGAAUACAAUGAUAUGGAAGAUUACUUGAUCUUUGUCACAGAUACGCAAGCUACUCUUCUCAAAGGAUCAGAAGGUCAGGGCCUUCAUCAAGAGGUCAGACAGACGACAGGUGCUGAUGUACAGCUGUUUCCUCGUUUGCCGUCUGCUAGAGACACCAACACUGUCAUCGUCAGGGGCUCGCGACUUCAGAUUCAAAAGGCAGUCAGACUCAUCUAUCAAAAGACAGAAGCUCAGACAUUCUGGCUAAAGUGGGUUGAGGCCGCCUUCCCUGAUCUCGACUCUCGCGCCUACUUCGUGCCUCCUGUCUACUUCAACCGCGUGCCGAUGACCAGAGAGUCGGUUGCUGGCCAGGAUGUCAGGAUUCUUCCACCAGAACCUGGAAAGACAGGUAAUGCGCUAGUGAUGAUCGGUCUUUCUGCCAUCACUGGGGCUAAAGUCCAGGAGAGUGACGUCAGGGAUGACACAGCCAUGCAGCGGGUGGUCGUCUGCCUACAGACGAUGUUUGAAGACAAGAAGAAAGCUUUGGUUGGAAUAAGUCAGCUGCGGUUCGGACAGUACCUGGGGGAAUCUUGUUUCGCCGCCGCGGCGGCUCAGUUACCUAAGGCCACCAACCUUCCUUCUGCUCUGUCACGUGACUGGAAACAAGGAGACUUUGAUGUGCUUCUCAUUCAUCCACAUCAUGGUUUUGUCGUCUUUGAGGUGAAGGCGUUUGGGGACAAUUUACAGAAACUUAGCAUGUCACAGCAGGAUAUCGACAAAUGCAUCAGAAAGAAGCUGAGAGAGGCUGCAGGUCAGCUGGACAAGGCGGAGGCCAUGUUGUCUCACCUGGUGUCCGGCAUCGCUCCCGGUCUGCGCAUCACUAAGGUCAUCGCACUCCCUAACCUCUUUGCUCGUCAGGUGCAAAAGGCCAUCUCUCAGGACUCUCAACUGACUCAGGUCCUACGUCAGUGUCUAACAACAAAGUCCGCCAACAUUGCUGACUUGUGUCUGUGCUGUGAUCAGUUGUCUGACCCCAAGACGCCUUUGGAAGUCAGUAAGAAGGUCUUAAAGAAACUGGACAGCUGGUGGCAUCGAUGCGUGACUGAUUAUGGCCCCGACAGUCAAAUGACUAGUGCUGUGUACCAUAUAUUGCUAGCCAGGUUCUGUGGUCCGGCGACAACAGUGACUGUGCCAUGCACAUGUCCUCCACGUGUGUGUAUCAAGACCCUGGGUCAGGCUGUGUCACAUACAGGAGAGUGCUAUACUGCUCAUGCUGCAUCACGUGAUGCUCAAGACAUGGAAGGAGGAACAGGCAGCAAGUGCUUCCUCCGGUCAGCUUCACCUCCUGACCUUCAAGUUUUCCUCGCCAUCAGACGUGGAGAAGGUGUUGAACGACUUGUCACAAGCAGCGAGGGAACGACCCUUGUACGUCAUCGCUGA